AUACUUUGCAUUUGUAUGUCAAAAUAACAUUUAAACCGCGGCUAACUUCACGCAUAUAACUUUUGUUGCUACACAUCAGAUACAGUGAUUUUUGUAUUGUCAUUGCUCCGGCUGGAAUUCAAUUGCACAAAAUGUUUCGUAAUCAAUAUGAUAGUGAUGUGACCGUAUGGAGUCCGCAAGGUCGGCUCCAUCAAGUCGAAUACGCAAUGGAAGCAGUUAAAUUGGGUUCGGCCACCGUUGGUUUGAAAAGCCGUGACUAUGCAGUUUUGGUUGCACUAAAACGUGCCUCAUCGGAGUUGGCAUCUUUUCAAAAGAAAAUCAUCCCAAUCGAUGACCAUUUGGGCAUUUCAAUUGCUGGUAUCACAGCUGAUGCACGUGUUUUGAGCCGUUAUAUGCGUCAAGAGUGUUUGAAUUAUAAAUUUUCAUUCGAUACAACUUAUCCGGUGGCUCGUUUAAUUUCAAAUUUGGGCAAUCGCAUGCAAACAUGCACACAACGUUACGAUCGCCGUCCAUACGGUGUUGGUUUGUUGGUCGCUGGUUAUGAUGAUCAAGGGCCACAAAUCUUUGAAGUCGUUCCAAGCGCCAAUUACUUCAGCUGCAAAGCCAUGUCGAUCGGUUCGCGUUCACAAAGCGCUCGAACAUAUUUGGAAAAACAUUUGAACUCAUUUGUUGAUUGUUCAAAAGAAGAAUUGAUCAAACAUGGUUUGGAAGCACUCAAGGGAACACUGCCAAACGAAGAUCUUCUUACUAACUCGAAUAUUUCAAUUGCGGUCGUUGGUAAAAAUGAGAAAUUCCACAUUUUGGACGACGAAGAGAAUGCCAGAUAUGUUGCAGCUGUUGAAAAGCGUUCCGGUCCACCACCCGAUAACGAUGAUGGAGGUUCUGGUGCUGUUGGUGGCAAUGAACCGCCGACAAUUGACGACUUCGAUGUACCACAUGAACAAGAUUCGGGGGACCCCCAAGUUCAAGUAGCAAUGGAAACAUAAACGCUCCAAAAAAUUCAUUGAAUCGCCUUCUAUUCAAUCCCCAUCAUGAUCAUUUGAUUGAAUAGCUGGAGCGAGAAUUCGAUAUUGAUUGAAUGAAUAAUUUACCCUUUUUACACCAAACAUUUCUAAAUCUUCGAAUUCUCCCUCCAAACAAAAUUUUAUGGAUUCGUUGUCUACUUUUUGAAUAACAUACAGAUUAUUCAACGGAGUAUUUUGCUUUUAUAUUAAUACUAAUCUAUCAACAAUAAAACAAAACAAAAUAAAAUGGGAAAAAUUGCCUGAAAUGGAAUAAAACACACUGAUCACAUUUCGUUAAAAUAA
This is a messenger RNA of Contarinia nasturtii (swede midge), 1307 nucleotides long. It is a transcript of the gene Prosalpha6, whose product is annotated as proteasome subunit alpha type-1. The record is from RefSeq and is a predicted model, not a curated record. NCBI's taxonomy places the organism in Eukaryota, Metazoa, Arthropoda, Insecta, Diptera, Cecidomyiidae. Gene Ontology annotation, biological process: ubiquitin-dependent protein catabolic process. Gene Ontology annotation, cellular component: proteasome core complex, alpha-subunit complex; nucleus; proteasome core complex. The coding region runs from base 132 to 986 and encodes 284 amino acids. The transcript has 3 exons.